AUGACACCAUCAAGUCUUAGAUUCAUCGCAAAUUACAAAGAAAAGACCUCGGGUAAAACUGUAGAGAAACAGGUUGAAAGUGUACAAAGUAACCCAGUUAUCGUUAUUACAAAUGAGUCUCAAUGGGCCGAGGCUGCAGGUAAACUUUUAAUCGCCGAUGCUUUCAACUCUAAAGACGAGAUCCCAUGGGAGUUAUUUGCAAAUAUUCUUCAAAGUCAUAUUUUAACAGCAACUCAUCAAUCAUCAGAGAUCAAGAGAAAACUUCACAGUUGGGAAUUCGAAUAUAUCCAAAAGUUUUAUUUCGAUGGUAAAGCCUCAAUUAGCAAAUCCAAAUCAAUCCAUUUUAAGAGACAUAUCGAGCCAUUAUGGUCAUCUGGUUCAAUCUAUGGUUUAAUCACUAAAUCUGAAUGUAACAGUUUCCUAACCAAUCUCCCAGAGGGUUCAUUCUUAAUUCAUUUUAGUGAUAGUGUUCCAGGUUCGUUCGCUGUCGCUUAUGUUACCAAUGAUGAUUCUGAACCUGUUAAACAUUACCUUGUCAAACCUGAAGAUAUUGGUGCAAAUAAAACUCUUCCAGAUUUCCUUCGUGAACGUCACCAAUUCAAAACUCUUUAUCAAGUUGAUCCUUCCAAACGUUCACUUCAUCCAAAAAAUAAAGAUACUGAAUUAGAACCAUUUUAUUCAAAGAGAAUUAAAAUAAAUGCAAAUGCCAAUCCUGGUUAUGUUAGUGGUUUAUAA
Molecule: messenger RNA, 735 nt
Organism: Dictyostelium purpureum
Lineage: Eukaryota; Evosea; Eumycetozoa; Dictyosteliales; Dictyosteliaceae
Gene: dstD
Exons: 2
Coding region: 1-735 (244 amino acids)
Biological process (GO): defense response; regulation of cell population proliferation; cell surface receptor signaling pathway via JAK-STAT
Molecular function (GO): RNA polymerase II cis-regulatory region sequence-specific DNA binding; DNA-binding transcription factor activity, RNA polymerase II-specific
Source: RefSeq, a predicted model, not a curated record